Symbiodinium sp. CCMP2456 is the source of this 1085-nucleotide messenger RNA. NCBI's taxonomy places the organism in Eukaryota, Dinophyceae, Suessiales, Symbiodiniaceae. The record is from the annotation of a GenBank genome assembly.
GUGCUUGCAAAAGCGAAGCAACGGCGCCGUCGCCGAGAUUCCACAGCCCAGGUGAUAGCUCCACGACGCGUACUGGUAGCCGGCCCCAAGCUCAAGCAGAACCGGAAGCCUUUGCGGCGGGUAGCCUGGGCUUCCUGGAGAAAAGUUUCUUGCGCGAGGUGGUUGGCAACCAUAGUCUGAAGUGCACCAAUACCAAGUACAGCGGCCGCUGCUGCGAUAAGAACCCGGGCAUCAGCUGGCGCCAGUGCCAUAGCCGUUGCCACCACCGCCACCGCUGCCACCAACAGCAGCAAUCAUCAGCCACAACUAUCUACCGGGACGACACUGCUACUGACGAUGAGGUUACGUUUCUCUUGCGCAUCUGGAGCUCGAAGAGCCUUGAGGCGUCCUCCAUCAUGCUCCAGCACGCAGCCAGGACUUGGUCCCGAGCUUCUCGAAGCCUCGUUUGCCAUGCUGCAAUGCGGCCAGUUGCGCCAGCUGCUAUCCCUGCGACGUCAGUGUUGGCGUCACGAUGUUUUGCAGCAGCAGCAAAGAAGCCCAAGAUGGAGGAUGGCACCUUGGAGGGUCGAUAUGCAACGGCUCUCUUUAUGGCAUCCAUGGACAAGUUGGACAAGGUCUACGGUGACUUGCAGGGGCUGCGUGAAAUGAUGGAGUCGUCUCAGGAGUUCAAGUUGGCCAUUGAGACUCCCGGGAUCGAGCCGGAGAGCAAGGUGGCCGCCUUCGAGGCUGUCUGCAAGAAAGCCUCCAUUGAUGGUGCAGUCCUGAACUUCCUGAAGGUCUUGGUGGAAAACAAGCGGGCCCAUCUGCUGUCCCGCAUGAUCGAUAUCUUUGAGAACUUCUACCGCGCAGAGAAGAACUUGGUUCUCUGCAAGGUGACCUCUGCAGCUUCCCUGUCGGAUGGCCAGAAAAAGCAGGUUCAGGCAGCUAUGCAGAAACGGGCUGAGGGCUCCAAGCUUAUCAUGGAGUAUAACACCAAUCCAGCAUUGCUUGGAGGCCUUGUGGUGAAGAUGGACGAGGCCGUGCUCGAUAACUCGGUAUCCACACGCUUGGAGCGUUUGCAGACGCAGCUAUUGGCACCAGUGUAA